AGUCUGUUGCUUUUUCGCCGUCAAAACCCACAGGGAGAGAGGAAGCAGUGAGCGAUAAACCCUACGCGCCGCCGCCGCCGCCGCCGUCGCUUCUCCCGCCGGCGAUGGGGGGCGGACCGCGCACGUUCCCGGGCGGGCUGUCCAAGUGGCAGUACAAGCGGAUGCACGAGAAGCUGGCGCGGCAGAAGCAGCACGGCCUCCUCCGCCACGAGAAGCAGCUCUACCUCGCCCGCCUCCGUUCCGAGAUCCGCGCCUCCCACCUCCCAGGCGCCGCCGACCCAGCCGCGCCACCGGGAGAGGGGCCCACUUCGUCGCGCUCCCACAUCCGCGCCCUCGCCGAUCGAUUCCGCAAGCCCGGCGCCGAGGACCUCUGGAACGAGGACGACGGGCCGCUCCGCCGCGCCAAGGGGCCGUCCACUGGGAUCCCACCUGGUGGCCAGCAGCAGCAGCAAUUGGACUCUGGGAAACCCCGCGGAGGAGCGAAUUGGAAGGAUUGGGAUGAUAUGGCUCCGGAGCAACCCAAGCCUCGGAUGGAGGCUGGAGCCAGGGGAAAGGGCCCGAGCUUGGCCGCGUUCAAUUCCAAGAGGGAGUACCGAACAGUUGCCCCCUUUUGGUCGCAUUGGAGUUCGCCUUCUCUCGGUUUCUUUGGUCCCAAGAGGUGUUAUUCGGUGACGUCUCCAUGCACGAUGAGUUGGCACUUGGGUGUUGAGCUAAGGCCAUUGGGUGUUGCCGGCCUUGCUAAGGCCGGGAAUGGAAGAGAAGAGGCGGCAUUGGCACUGUUUAAUCAGGAGAGAUUGUACUCGGUGGCUGCGAGGCGCUUUGGCAGGAAAUGGAGACCGGAUUCAUCAGAUGAGGAUGAGAAGGGUACAUCUAAACCCAAGAGGAAUCUGAGGUUUGGAAAGUUUGGAGCGUCCAGCGAAGAGGAUUCAGAAAUUGAUGAAUCUGGGGACACAAGUACCAUCAGGAGGAGAUGGAGCAGUGCUGCUCUCAGGAACUGCGAUAUGAAGAAGGAAAGGCGGGUGCUCAAGUCUUAUGAGGAGGAAAACAAUGAUCUCGCAGGUAGAAUCCGAGAGCUGCGGGAGGAGAUCAAAAAUAGGGAGGUUCUGGGUACUGAGAGGAGGCGUUACGAGUCCAAGGGCGAAUCUCUGCUUACCAGUAAAAGAUUUGAUGAAUGUGGUAUCUCUCCUAUGACGGUCCAAGCGCUUACUGAUGCUGGGUAUGUACAGACAACUGUGGUGCAAGAAGCAGCUCUUCCUAUAUGUCUUGACGGUAAAGAUGUUCUUGUCAAGGCCAAAACUGGAACAGGCAAAAGUGCAGCUUUUCUGCUUCCUGCAAUUGAAUCAGUCUUGAAUGCUAUGAAGAACAAUACAAAUCAUCGAGUAUCUCCAAUAUUUGCUCUUGUCCUCUGCCCUACAAGAGAGCUUGCUAUCCAGCUUACAGCCGAAGCAAAUGUCUUGUUGAAGUACCAUAAAGGAAUUGGUGUUCAAUCUCUUAUUGGCGGCACUAGAUUUAAGCUUGAUCAGAAACGUUUAGAAUCUGAUCCAUGCCAGAUUUUAGUUGCAACACCUGGUAGACUGCUGGAUCACAUUGAAAACAAAUCAUCAUUCUCUGUCCGCUUGAUGGGAUUGAAAUUGCUUGUGUUGGAUGAAGCUGAUCAUUUGCUAGAUUUGGGUUUCCGUAAAGAUAUAGAAAAGAUUGCUGAUAGCUUGCCACGUCAAAGGCAAACAUUGCUCUUUUCAGCUACUAUUCCAAAAGAGGUUCGAAGGGUUUCACAGCUAGUAUUAAAGAGGGACCACGUUUUUGUGGAUACAGUGGGCCUGGGAGCUGUUGAAACCCCAACUAAGGUUCAGCAGUCGUGUCUUGUGGUACCACAUGAGCUGCAUUUUCAUAUGGUUCAUCACCUACUUCGAGAGCAUAUUGAUCGUGAAGUUGAUUACAAGGUUAUUGUUUUCUGCACAACAGCCAUGGUGACUGAAUUUAUGUAUAUCAUGCUUCGUGAUUUGAAGUUAAAUGUCAGGGAAAUUCACUCAAGAAAACCUCAGCUUUAUAGAACUCGCAUAUCUGAAGAGUUCCGGGACUCUAAUCGCUUAAUUCUUGUAACAUCAGAUGUUUCUACUCGUGGGGUGAAUUAUCCAGAUGUCACCCUUGUGAUUCAGGUUGGUGCUCCUCCUGAUAGAGAGCAUUAUAUCCAUCGACUUGGAAGGACUGGAAGGGAAGGUAAAUCUGGUGAAGGAAUUAUUUUGCUUGCGCCAUGGGAAGAGUAUUUCAUGAAUGAGAUAGGUGAUCUUCCAAUUGAGAAGUAUCCAGCACCAGACAUUGAUCAGGAGAUGAAACAGAAGGUUGAUGAUUCGAUAAAAAUCGUUGACAUGAGCAUCAAAGAAGCAGCGUACCAUGCGUGGCUUGGGUACUACAACUCAAUCGCUGACAUCGGUAGAGACAAAACCAUGCUUGCUGACCUAGCAAACCGGUUUGGUGCUUCGAUCGGUUUGGAGAAACCACCAGCGCUAUACCGGAAAACCGCCCUGAAAAUGGGGCUGAAGGAUGUCCCUGGGAUUCGAAUAAGGAAAUAACCUGUUCCUCUGUUGAGCGCAGCACGUAUUUCUUUCUGUAUUCCCGUAGCUUUUAUCCUAGUCUACAAAUUUGACUCUCAUGGAUGUGUAGUAUAUGCUGUUUUUUUUUUCACCGAAGUGACAUUUGUGCACUGAGCUUCCUGUUGGGCGCUAUACCGUUUGAAUAAAACGGGUCUAGUGGCAUUAUGUAUAUCAGUCGGCGUUCUAGUCUUGUGGCAUUAUGUAUAUAGUCCAGUGUGAAUGUGAAAGCAUGUAGACUAUCAGAGAGGAGGAUGUAUCGUUUUCCAUUUC
Setaria italica (foxtail millet) is the source of this 2861-nucleotide messenger RNA. Its product is annotated as DEAD-box ATP-dependent RNA helicase 48. The coding region runs from base 105 to 2570 and encodes 821 amino acids. The record is from RefSeq and is a predicted model, not a curated record. Lineage: Eukaryota; Viridiplantae; Streptophyta; Magnoliopsida; Poales; Poaceae. The transcript has 10 exons. Gene Ontology annotation, molecular function: RNA helicase activity; ATP binding; nucleic acid binding.